This is a messenger RNA of Hemisphaericaspora subhashii, 846 nucleotides long. RefSeq lists its product as uncharacterized. The transcript has a single exon. The coding region runs from base 1 to 846 and encodes 281 amino acids. The record is from RefSeq and is a predicted model, not a curated record. NCBI's taxonomy places the organism in Eukaryota, Fungi, Ascomycota, Pichiomycetes, Serinales, Debaryomycetaceae.
AUGACAGACGCAAAUCAAGCAGGUUUAGUUCCUCCAUCGAACUACUACUUCCUUCUAAAGACUGAGAACAUUCAACCAUUGUUGGAUAUUGUCGAUCAACUAUCCAAUGAAAUCCAGAAUAAUCAACAACUAAUUACCAAGAUUAGCCAAAUGAUCGACUACAAAUAUUUGACGUAUCCUAAACUAGAAAUCUCGGAAGAAUUAUUACAAGCAGUUCCACAGUUUCCGCAUCAUGAUGAAAAUACAGAGCAAGAAUCACGAAUCGAGGAACAGAACAAUCAUCAUGAAAUGUAUGAUAUAGACGAGGGAGAUGAAGAUGACGAAGAGGAUGAAGAAGAACAAAACGAAGAAAGGAAACACCUGCAGAUCGGAGAGCCAUAUAGUUCUUAUCCAGAUCCAUUACACUAUUUGCUAGAAAAGAAAUAUGACUUACCUCCAAUACCAGAACCAAGUUCCACUUCCAAGGAAAGAAUACAACAACUAGUACGAGAUAUAUCUCAAUUAUCAUCUAUACAUAAAGGAAAGCUAAGGAAGAAUCAAAAAUUGUUAUCAGUGAUAAACCGAUAUGAAAGAUUCAUAAUGACAGAGUUGUUGCCUAGUUUAAGAGAUCAGUUAAGUGAAUAUAAUUCGAGUUUAAAUACUAAACAAUUGAUGGAGAAUAAAUUUGAAAAUAUGAAUAAGUUAUAUUCAAGAUACUUACAGAAUGUGAAGUAUUUAUUCAGAUUAAGUGAAUUAUUAAACAAAUUGGUUAAUUUUAUUAAACUCGAUGAAGAUUUUAAUCAUGAAUUAAGUUUUCAGUUGAAUUGUAUUGAUAGUUUGAUUAACAAUUUGAAGCUAUAUACUUGA